CUAGUGCAGCAGUGCAGGAAUAAAAAACAGACCCUUUGUAUCAGCUGAUGGUAUUUGUGAUGUUUCCAUCUUCACUCUUGUUUGAAUGCUUCUAAAAACAGUAACAAUGAACAAUAUGCCGCAAAUGUUAAGCAAACUAGUCAAUACAAUGUAUUACUUUAGAUGCAAUAAAUUUGUACCAACUUUCUCGGUAAUAAGAAAUAUAGCUACUGUGAAACGAUUUUAUAGAAGAACGAAUAUACUUUCGAGUGGCGACAAAUUUGAGAUUACAUUGGAUCAGAGGAAGUUGAAGACACCGCAGGGUAGGGUAUUUGAAGUAAACAGCAAACCUCUAGCUUUAGCAGUGGCUGCUGAAUGGGAUGCGCAGAAGGAGACUAUCGACAGAGGAAGUAUGCAUUUGACAUCUUUGUGCAAUACUGUAUUGGACAACCCACAUAAUUAUACUAAGAUAGAUUUGGUCAAUCAUAUAGUGAACUCUUUAGAAAUGGAUACAAUUUUAUUUCAUUCAAGUGAAGUGGAUGAAUUAUAUCAGUUACAAGUUGAAAAGUGGGAGCCUAUAGUUCAAUGGUUUUGUAAAUAUUACGAUGUAGAUAUUGCAAGAACUCAGAGUAUAGAAAUGCCUACUAUAUCUGUAGAAACCAAAGCUGCUUUAACGAGGCAUUUAUUGUCCUAUAAUUUUAACAGUAUUUAUGGUAUGUGCAAUUUUGUAAAGAGAAAUGAGAGUAUCCUUUAUUCAUAUAUUAACUAUUAUCUGCACAUAGGUCUUGUAUAUGCAGUGGAUGGAUUGAAAUCGGUUAUUCUGACCCUUGCAACAGCUGCAAGAGUAAUUAACGUCUUGGAAGCUGUAAAUCUUUCACGACUAGAAGAAGAAUAUCAGAUCUCUCACUGGGGUAAUGUGGAAUGGCAUCAUGAGUAUAGCAGACACGAUUUACAGGCGCGUCUAUCGGCGGCAAUGUUAUUUGUAUACUUGAACUCUCAUUCCGCUAGUUCACGACUCAAACACGACGUCCCUAAUGUAAGCUAGUCCUACUUUGAUUAUUAAAGAACCAUUACGUCAAUAGAUAUAAAAUUUAUAAGAACAACCUGUUUACUGUAAUAUAACAUUGUCUAUAACAUCGAUUCCGAUCAAAUUACUCCCUUAAUGCUAAUUAAUUAGAGCUGGGAGAAAUCUUUUAUACGCGUCCAGAGGAUUAUUUUUCGAUGAAUCAGACAGGAAUGGAACAAUCAGGUCCAACCCAUUCUUUUGUACAAAUACAGCUGAAACAUUGAUGAACAAUUACAUAAUGUUAUGUUAUAUGAAUAACUUUUAUAUAGAUUGUUCCAAAUCUUGCUUUCUUUUUCACGUAAGAAUAGAAUUUGAUUUUUUGUACAUUACCUAUACGAUGCUCCAUGAUGCAAACACACCGCACCGUUUUUGCACGAGUGGCGAAUGCAUUCGUUGCGAUUGCAUUCGCCAACGCCGCGGCCGGUGGCAGGACUGGAACCGGUCAAUGGAAGAAUUGAAGUAUCUGUGCGUAAUUCGACGUCGAAUAUGCAUCCGGAAAAGCCGGUAUGAAGAGGUAGAUCGUGCGGUAACGUCUCAA
Messenger RNA from Camponotus floridanus (Florida carpenter ant), 1583 nucleotides. Its product is annotated as ATP synthase mitochondrial F1 complex assembly factor 2. The record is from RefSeq and is a predicted model, not a curated record. Lineage: Eukaryota; Metazoa; Arthropoda; Insecta; Hymenoptera; Formicidae. Bases 86 to 1024 code for a protein of 312 amino acids. The transcript is spliced from 5 exons. Gene Ontology annotation, biological process: mitochondrial proton-transporting ATP synthase complex assembly. Gene Ontology annotation, cellular component: mitochondrion.